Molecule: messenger RNA, 9644 nt
Organism: Cercocebus atys (sooty mangabey)
Lineage: Eukaryota; Metazoa; Chordata; Mammalia; Primates; Cercopithecidae
Gene: PGGT1B
Product: protein geranylgeranyltransferase type I, beta subunit
Exons: 9
Coding region: 36-1169 (377 amino acids)
Biological process (GO): protein geranylgeranylation
Cellular component (GO): CAAX-protein geranylgeranyltransferase complex
Molecular function (GO): CAAX-protein geranylgeranyltransferase activity
Source: RefSeq, a predicted model, not a curated record
UUCCGGGUCGCGGCGGACGUCGCUUCCGGAGCAGCAUGGCGGCCACUGAGGACGAGAGGCUAGCAGGGAGCGGUGAGGGGGAGCGGCUGGAUUUCUUGCGGGAUCGGCAUGUGCGAUUUUUCCAGCGCUGCCUCCAGGUUUUGCCGGAGCGCUAUUCUUCGCUCGAGACAAGCAGGUUGACGAUUGCCUUUUUUGCACUCUCCGGGCUGGAUAUGUUGGAUUCCUUAGAUGUGGUGAACAAAGAUGAUAUAAUAGAGUGGAUUUACUCCCUGCAGGUCCUUCCCACAGAAGACAGAUCAAAUCUAAAUCGCUGUGGUUUCCGAGGCUCUUCAUACCUGGGUAUUCCAUUCAAUCCAUCAAAGGCUCCUGGAACAGCUCAUCCUUAUGAUAGUGGCCACAUAGCAAUGACUUACACUGGCCUUUCAUGCUUAGUUAUUCUUGGAGACGACUUAAGCCGAGUAAAUAAAGAAGCUUGCUUAGCAGGCUUGAGAGCCCUCCAGCUGGAAGAUGGGAGUUUUUGUGCAGUACCUGAAGGCAGUGAAAAUGACAUGCGAUUUGUGUACUGUGCUUCCUGUAUUUGCUAUAUGCUCAACAACUGGUCAGGCAUGGAUAUGAAAAAGGCCAUCACCUAUAUUAGAAGAAGUAUGUCCUAUGACAAUGGACUGGCACAGGGAGCUGGACUUGAAUCUCAUGGAGGAUCUACUUUUUGUGGCAUUGCCUCACUAUGUCUGAUGGGUAAACUAGAAGAAGUUUUUUCAGAAAAAGAGUUGAACAGAAUAAAGAGGUGGUGUAUAAUGAGGCAACAAAAUGGUUAUCAUGGAAGACCCAAUAAGCCUGUAGACACCUGUUAUUCUUUUUGGGUGGGAGCAACUCUAAAGCUUCUAAAAAUUUUCCAAUACACUAACUUUGAGAAAAAUAGAAAUUACAUCUUAUCAACUCAAGAUCGCCUUGUAGGGGGAUUUGCCAAGUGGCCAGACAGUCAUCCAGAUGCUUUGCAUGCAUACUUUGGGAUCUGUGGCCUGUCACUAAUGGAGGAAAGUGGAAUUUGUAAAGUUCAUCCUGCUCUGAAUGUAAGCACACGGACUUCUGAACGCCUUCUAGAUCUCCAUCAAAGCUGGAAAACCAAGGACUCUAAACAAUGCUCAGAGAAUGUACAUAUCUCCACAUGACUGACUUUAGAUUGGGAGGAUGGGGGGAUUUGUAGCAUAACUGUAGCUCAAGUUUAAAAGCCAUGUAUAACCAAGUGUGCUCUUUUUUUAAAAGGUAGAGUCUUACAAUCAAAUCUCCUGCUGAUGUCACUUUGGGAUAUGGUCUUGAGCCAGUAAUCUUUGUAUUGGGUUUCGAGAAAAUCUUUGUUGAAGUUUGAACCACAACUUUGUCGUGGUUCUUAAAUGUUUAUACUGUAUUUCUAAGAAGUUGUUUGAGGCAAAUUAACUGUAUGUGUGUAGGUUAUCUUUUUAAAAACUCUUCAGUGCAAAUUGUAUCUUAUAAAAUUGACAUGAAUUUUCAAAACAAGUUUGCACUUCAUAUAGCAUUGAUAAUCUUCAGGUGAACACUUAGUGAUCAUUUAAAAAGCUCACUGCUGAUGGUGGAAAAUUUGCUUUAAUGAAUUAAGUAUCUGGGAUUAUUCUUUGAAAACAGAUUACCAUAAUUUUUUUUAAAAAAGAGUGACUUAUUUUGUCUUAUUCUUAAGUAAAGUGUGCCAAUUAAACCUUUGUGGCCUAUAUAAAUGAAAUUAAUAACUUCACAGUAAGAAUAAAUAGGUUUAACUAAUAUGAUAGUUUUCUAAAAGGAGAUUAUUUGAAGACAACUAUUAUGUAACUGAGGGAAAAGCAACUUAACUAUAUGUGAUUGUGAAUGAGAAAGUUUUGUGCUAUGUGGGUCAUUUAUUUAGACAUUGCUGUGGUGAAUACCAGUUAUGUUUGAUUUUAUUCUCAAAUCAUUAGUUGCCUUUUUUUUUUUUUUCUUUUCUUGCUUUCUAGGAAGAAAACAAUCUUUUUUAUCUAGAAGGAAAGAUACUUUGUGUUUUUAUUUUUAGCCUUUUGAAUUUUUUAAUUCGUUGCCCCCAGUGUGUUAGCUGCUCUAAUUUCAAACUAAUGCUUUUCUAAUUUUUUUCAAACUAAAUAAGUGAAAAAUACAAAAACAGAACCAUUCAAAUAGAUUCAGUGGUGCAACUCUAUACAUGGUCAUUUUUAUUCUCAUAUUUUCAGGUAAGUGAAAGGCAAAUGUAACUAUUUAGAGGAUAAGAAAUAGGGUUUUGUUUUUGUUCAUUGUUUUGUUUUCUUAAGUUUAUGAACUAGCUAAUUAUAAAGGAGAUAAUAUAAAAACUCUUCAUUAGUAAUUAAUUAAUCAAUAACUCAUAUCCAUUACUUGCUUAGUGACAUUCAGAACUAUGAGUCUAGUACUGAAAUGGGGAAAGAAAUCUCUUCACUAAAGGAGUUGGGUUAAGUUAGUCUUGGUGAUAAUAAAUGUUGAAAUAUAAACAUCAGUAUAAAAACUAUAUUACUGGUAUCACUGUUUAGGCAUUGUAAUAUUUUAAAUGUUAUCUUUUUUUCUAAAUUAGAGAAAAAAAUGUUGUAAAAUAACAGUCCUUCCCAAGGGAAACAGUAUGUACUUGGAGAAAUGAUUCAUUUAUUAUUGGCAUGCUUAGUUUUAAACCUGAGUUUGCCAACUGUAUGUUUUUUAAUUAGAAAUAAAAAAAUCUUCUGAUGGUGGGGGGGAAAACUAAGCUUACUAACAGAUGUUAUCCUUCUAUGGGUUAUUCCAAUUGCUACUAUUGAAAUCCUGGCAGAUUAAGACAUCCAUAUCUCAAACUAAGUCAUCUCUUAGACAUUGGAAGUUGAAGUAGCAUAUAUAUAAUGGCUUUAGUACUAUAUAAAAAGCCCAAAUUGUUUUUUCUGUAUCACCAAGAAAGGUUAGGAGGUAAUAAAGGUAGUAACUGUAUGACUGUAUUCAUAAAUGUAAGUUACAGGAAAAUUCCAAUCUAAAAGUAUUUCAUAAGGCUAAAUAUUUUCUAACUCCUUAAAAUUUAAUACCAUAAGAUGAUAAAUUUUAGUAUGCUUCUAAUUGAUAUACCUGUGGGAGACUUUCUUGUGAAACUUUAUGGACUAGUAAAUGUUCACAUUCCAUAGCAACUUAAUUGGCCAGAAAAUAGCAGGCCAGUGUGAAUUGUGGAGAAACUAUUUCUGACUUUUCUAAAUAGUUAUUUACAAAAAAAGUAUUUAUCGAUUAAAUAAAUUAUAAGCAAUAUUUCACAUAUAUACUUUAUUCCUUAACAGGAGUGAUAUAAUGAGGGGAAAUAUGAAGUCUGAAAUCUCAAAAAACUCUAUUUUCCUACUCCCUAAUUGUCUCCUUCCUGCCCCCUAAUUUUGUGGUAUUUUUUUUUUAGAAGGUAGGAGGAGGAGCUUUGUUUUGAGCAUCUGCAUACAAAUAAGAUUAGUCAGAUCAUAUGGCAUAAUUUAACCUGUUUAUCAUUUCCGUGUUUUUAGAUUUGAUCUAUAAUAUAUAUGUGUUAUUAGAUCUUUAAAUAGUUAUUUGUAUUUAAUCUAAAUUCAUAUAGAAAUCUUGCUGACGGUGGUAUGUAAUUUGAAAACUGUUGGACCUGAUCAUUUUUGAGAGACAGUUAAUGAGGAGGUGCUCUGGAAUCAGAUGACCUGGGUUUAAAUCCCAGAUUUGCCAGUUCAGUGGCAUGAUCUUGGACCCUAACUCUCCCAUUGAUAAAAUAAGGAAAAUAGGUAAAACCGAACUCACAGGGUUUAGGAUUAAAUGAGAUAAUGCAGAUAAAGCACUUAGGAUAGUACCUGGAAUAUAGCAAAUUUCAAAUUAUAGGUUCUUUAUAAUGAUCAUAAAAUUAUUUUUGUAAUUAAAACCUCUCCUACAACAGAAAGAGGUCUUAACAGUUUAACCUCAGGGAAAAUGAUGAUAACAGUGUUGUUUUCUAAUCUCCCCAUAAAAAUACAGAGCAACUAGGACACUAUAGACACUAUUACAACACUAGAUGACAAGGUAGCUCUAUGAACUUCAAAAUACAACUAAGCGAGGACAAACCACUGACCCACAUAGUUUCAGUAUCUGUGGGAGGAAGUAGAAGGAAGGCAGCUGGUUUCUGACAGCUCUGCAAAUUGGAGAACUACAACACUGCCCACAGUUUCUCACUACAAAGUGCAGUGGGCCAAUCUAAGAACAGACACUGAAACUGGGAAGUGACUACCGAAUCCCAUUUGCAGAUGAAUGUUAAAGCAAUAUAAUAAGGUCUGAUGACUGCAUUAGAGCAGUCUGGGUUUUUUUGCUGUGUAUGUCUUGAAGCUUAUGAGACAAAGCCCAGCACUGAGGACAAACUUCUAGAAUUAGAAUUCAAAUGGGCAGGAUGGGUAAAAUAGGACAAAAGAAAUAUCUAGAUAAGUAUUGGGUAGAAAGGCCAAGAUACAGAGACAUUAUAUAUAUGUAUUUUCAUAUAUAUAUACACAUAUAUAUAUUCUUUUAAAUCACUGUGAAAAUGGGAGCUCUAAGGCUGUGAAGUCAUCCUAGAGCACUCCUCCCACCUAAAAGUACAGAAAAACUCGUUUCAGUUAAGGGGAAAAAAAGAGUGAGUGAGCCAGGAUUACAGUCCAACCCCAUUCAAAGUUAGUAUGAGAAAUAAUAAAUAGAUCAACAUCCUCACAGACAAUGAAAGCACACCAGAAAGACAUGACGCAAGACAGAUAAAAACCUAAUAUUUGCCAAAAAAUAAAAUGCAAAUAUGUCAGGAAAUUUAUAGUAAUUAAUGCAAUUAUCAGUAAAAGGAAAAGGUGAAAAUUAACCAAGUACCAAACACUUGGAGUAAAAAGCAAAAUAAAGCAGAAGGAAGGAAUUAGUAACAAUAAAAACAAGAAAUAAUUACUAGUAGCAAACCAAAACAAUAAAGGCAAUAAAUCCAAGUUGGUGAUGGAUAGUGCGGGGAGUUGAGUGCGAUAAACUACCAGCUAAUCUAUUUAAGAAAAAAAGGAGGAAGCACAAAUACAAAAAUUUAAAUGACAAGGGGGAAAUAGUAAAAGAGGAAAUUUGUUUAAAUUGACUACUUUGAGCAGUUUUACACAAUAAAUUCGAAAACUUUUGAGAAAAAUGCAAAUUGCCAAAAUUUAGGUCACAACAAACCAGUUGCCAUAGAAGAAACAAAUAGUUAAAAGUACCCCUUACCAAAGGAAGCAUCAAGCCCAGAUUGUUUCAAGGGGAUUUCUACCAAACCUUUUAAGAUUAAAUAAUCCCAUUCUUGCUUAAACAAUUCCAGAGACUAGGAAAAGAAUCUUGAACCUCAAAGUGCCAAAAAAAAAAAGAAACUGCUAAAUUCAUUUUAUAAAGUGAAUGUAAUAGCAUUGAUUCAAAAACCUGACAAAGAUUGUACCAAAAAGAAAAUUAUAGAGCAAUCUCAUGAAUAUUAAUAAAGACUUUUAAUGAUACAUUAGCAAACAAUCCAACAGCACUUUCAAAAGGUAAUCAUGACUAAGUUGGGUUUAUUAUAAGAAUGCAAGGGUAAUUCAAUACUAGAUAAUCUGUUAAUAUUCAUCAUAUUAAGAGUUAAGAAAUAUCUUCAUCUUUGCAGAAAAGACAUGAUAGAAUUGAGCACUCACGUUAAAUAUGCUAAGUAGAAAUUGAUGAAUAAUCAAUUAACAUUGUACCUCUACCUAAAAGCCAGCAUCUUAAAUUUCAAAGCAAAAAAGACUUUCCAACUGAAGUCAGGAACAAGACAUGCCCACUAACUCCUCUACUACUUAAUGUGUUGAGAGUUUUAGCCAAUGAAGUUAGACAAAAUAAAGAUGUGAAUUGCAAAGGAAGAGUUAAAACUAUUUGCAGAUAUGAAUAUGUAUCUAGAAAGCCCAAAGGAAUUUGUUGAAAAACUAAACAAUAAAAGAACUUAGUAAAGUAGCUAUUAAAUACAAUUUACAUACAAAUAUCAGUAGGCUUCACCAGAAGAAAAACUAAACAAUAAAAGAAUUUAGUAAAGUAGCUAUUAAAUACAAUUUACAUACAAAUAUCAGUAGGCUUCACCAGUGCAUACUUUGAUUCCAUUUUGAAUCAUUUCAUUCAAAACAGCAUUUAUGUGUGGUGUCAGAAAUCAGCACCCCCUUUCAGUCACUACCUCUCUUCCCAAAGGUAAGCACUAUCAAAAUCACCAUCAAUUAGUUUUGUCUGUUUUUGAAUUUUAUAUGAGUGGAACCAUAUAGUAUACAUUACUUUUCAACUGGCUUUAACUCAGUAGGAGUGAAAGAGGGUACAAGGGGACUCUGUGGUGCUGGUAAUGUUCUGUUUCAUGAUCUAGGUGCUGGUUACAUAGGUGCAUUCACCUUAUGAAUAUUUAUCAAGCUGUAUAUGAUUUGUGCACUUUUCUGUAUGUAUAAUUAUAGCUCAAUAAAAAUGUUUACUAAAAAGAGUAACAAGACUAUACAUAUAUAUAUAUAUGUAUGCAAACCUAAACUAGUUAGAAGAUACUUGAAGAGAAGACCACCUUUGUGAUAGCAAAAGUAAAAAGAAAACUUAAUGUGUAAAUUUAAGACAUAUUAAAAUCUGUAUGAGGAAAACUAAAAAAAAAAACUCUUGAGUGGCAAAUAUGUAGAUUCCAGCAAAUGAAAAGAUAUAUGAUAUUCUUAGAUAGAAAGACAACAUCAAAACAUGUCUUUCCCCACUUAGGUUUAUUUAUAAAUUCAAUGCCAUUCCAAUAAAAAUUAUAUUGUCCUUUGAGAGAACAUACUAGAAAAACCGUGGAAACUGAAAAGAAUUAGAGAGGACCAGCCAUAUCCGACACUAAAACAUACUCUAUAUCUGCCGUGGCAGAAGCUAUCAGAAUUUUUAAAAGUGUGCACACUUUUUGGCCCAGAUACUCUGUAUCUAGAGAUUUAGCAUAAAGAAACAUGCAAAUAGGUAAUGAUACAUUUUCAAGGAUCUCACAGCCACAUUUUUGUAAUUGUGAAAAGACACUGAUUAUGAUACAUUUAUGUAACUCAAUACUACGCAACUGGUAAAGUAUGGAUAUUGGAAGGCAUUCCUAAUGUUGAAUGAAUGAAAAGUUUUGUAUUGGCCCUUUAAAAAUAAGAAGUUCAAUGUAACAGAAGAGGAAUUCCAGAAAUAGACUCAAUGGCAUUUAGAAUACAGUAAAGGCAGCAUCUCAAGUUGGUGAGAAAAUGAACUUUUAUGUAAGGGCUAUUGAGAUUACUGGUGCUUAAUUAUUCAGAUAUUUACAUUUUUAAAAAAUAGCUUAUUUCACUUUGAACCUUUUAUUUUUAAAAUCGACGUUUAGUUUUAUAAUUUAAAGAAAAGGUCAUAGUUCUCUCCCUAUCCCAGCCUAUACUAUACCCACAGCCUAUACUUCCUGGAGGUAAACACCACUGUUGCAUACAUCUUUCAGACCUUUAAUCUCUCGGUAUACAGAGAUAUAAAAAUAGAGAAUAUAUAUUCUUUAAAUAUCUGUACAUUUAAGUAUUACUCAUCCCAAUAUGAUAUAUACUUAUAUAAAUAGAUACAUGUGUGUAUACUAUACACAAAGAUCUGAGGUACUAAAUAUUCUGUGGUAUUUUUUUUCAUUCAAGAGUAUAUCAUGAAUGCCUUUCAGUAGCCAUACUAUAAUAGUUGCGUAGUAUUGCAUUGCAUAAACUUAUUAGGUCAGUGCAAAAGUAAUUGCACUUUUUACCAUUUUAAUGGCAAAUGAGGCACUGAUUAAAUAUAAUCAGUGCCUUAUUUUUCACAACUACAAAAAUACUGGUGUGAGAUCCUUGAAAAUUGUAUAAUUGCCCAUUUGCAUGUUUCUUUAAAUUUAUAGAUAAGAACUACUGGGGCAAAAAGUGUGCACAAUUUAAAUUUGAUUUUUUUUUUUUUUUUUUUUUUGCCAAACUGCUUUUUAAGAAGGUUGUACUAAUGCACACUUUUAUCUUGGCACUAAGAUUUUAAAUAUGAUCAGAAAAUGGGCUCCUGAUAGUAAAACACUGUCUAAUUGUAAUAAUUGUGGCAUUGGAAAAGAGCCUUGUGGCUUAGUUCCUCAAACUCAUUUACAAAUUAUAAAUCUGAGCUCCAAAUAUGAAUUAACUCACACAAGAUCUUUAGUAAUUAGUAGCAGUACUGUAACUAGAGUGCAUGUUUUCUGUCUCCAGAAAUAACAUUCUUUUUAUACCACAUGUUUUUAACUGAGGUGAUCAUUCUCCACCCUCUUCUUUCCACGUUUUUCCAUGUUUGUUCUAACUUUUCAUUAAAUAUCUUGAGGCUCUAACUAAAUUAAGGGUGACCAUUAAAAGUCUAUGUGGGAUUCCUUGAACCAACUGGUAAUGCACUACCAGCAUAUAAGGUGUCCUCAUUGAAGCAGUUGGUGAUUGGUAUGUGGAACCUCACUCAGGUAUGUUUGCAUCAUCUUGUGGGUAUAAAUAUGUCAAAAAAUUUUCUUAAAUUAUGAGUGGGAACAUGAAAAACAUAUAAUUUACUGGGGAAAUUGUGAAAAGGUAAAAGAUUAUGAAUUUAGGCUCAAAGCCAAUUUCCCUCUCAUUUAAUCCUACAUGAGCAAGUCAAGGAGUUUGGUAGAGCUUUAUGAAAUCUCUAAGGAGUGAAGGAACACAAUCACUAAAGUCAAUUUGAUAAAGUGCAGCUAAGUAGUAUGCUAACCGAUUAAUGGAUUUUCAUCUUGUCAUGUAAGUUUCAGCAAUUGAGUACCACACUAGAACACCCACAAAUGAGAUUCUAUUACAGAAUAUCUUUCUUCUACUACAGAACAUACUGUAGACAAUUAUUCAGUGGUUAAACUGUAGAAAUAAUCAGAAGAUGCUUUUCACUUUUAUGACAAUACUUUUUAAUAUUUCUCACAUUAAGAGAAACUUAGGUUAUUUACAACUCAUAAAUGUUGCUGUGAACGUCAUUUAGUCACUUAGUUAUUUUUAUGGGGUUCCUAGAAAGAAAUUCCUGUACUAAAGGAUUUAUGCGUUAAAAAUAUUGGUAGUUACUGCCAAGAAUUGCCAUCCAGAAACAGUAGCCAUUUAUAAACUCAACAACAAGGUAUGAGAGUAGCUGUUUCCUCAUAUCCUUUGCGACAGUAGGUUUUAUCAAGCUUAAAGUUUUUUCAUUCUCUGUGGGUGAAAGUGGUAUUCCGUUAUUGAUAAUGUGUGGAAAAUCAAGUUCUAAUAAGUUUGGGGGGAGGUUAAUUCUUUAUAUGUGCUGUAUGAAUUAAUGCCAACUGUAUGCCUGUGAGAAUGAAAUCAGAAUAAUGUCUGUCCACUAAAGCAGGACUUAGAGCACUAGUUUUCCAAGUGUGGUCUACAGAUGGAAUCAUUAGCAUCACCUGGGAACUUGUUAGGAAGUGCAGAUUCUCUGGCCGUACCUUAGACCUCCUGAAUUAGAAACUUUGGGGGUAGGGUUAGACAUUUGUGUUUUAAACAAGCCCUCCAAGUGGUUUUGAUGCACACUCAAAGUUGAGAACCAAUCACUGAUAUAGAAAAAGCAGCUUGGGUAGAAACAGUAGUCGAGAGCCCCAUAAUUAUUUGCAAAUUUAUAUUUUAAAAAGAUAGGAUUCUUAACAGUAAGCUCAAUAUAAUUCAACAAUGUGAUCUUUACUCCUACCCCCCAAAAAGUAAUAUGAUCUUAGUCUGUGGUAGCAGGAUCGAAAACAUAAUAAAUGCUCAGAUAUGCAAAGAAAA